AAUGUCCAUAUUCAAUUCAUCUAAUCAGCGCGAUAGAAUAUAUUCCCCAUACUAGGGCUAGGAGCUAUUAAACAGCUCAUAGCCAUAUGGCGAGCUGUCAAAGUGGAACCGACCAAUAGGAAUUGACGAUACAUGAUUCCGGGAGCCAAUCAGCGUUCGCCGUCUUCCCGGGUCGUACCUGGCUAGCUCGCCCUGGCUGAGUCUCUGCAGAAUAUCAGUAAAAGCAGGACAAUUUCAUUGAAGAUGUGCCUCCAGGGUUUUCAUGCCGAGUCCAGCUCAAACACUGCUUCCUGUUUCAUCUAGCGGCAGGUAACGUUUACAAUUAUGGAGGUUUAAAAAGGUAAUGUGUUUUGGGGGGAAGGGGUCUUUCCCCUCAAACUGGAUGGACUGUUCGAUGGACUUUUCUGGUGGUGUCAGAAUUUGUUGCCUUUUGCACACUAAGCUAAACUAGAGAACUAUUACAAAGAAAGUAUUUUUGCAAAACUGAGAAUAUAUGUUUGUAAAAUUUUGUACAGAAAAGAAAUAGCCAAAUAUUUAUCAGUUAAUGAUGCCACUGAUGCUUCUUCCAGCACUGUGUUGUGUGGGUCACAUUGUUGAUAUGGUGGACUGAGGCAAGGUUGACAUUCACCCUGGGGUUGCUAGGGUGCGGUGGAAACCCAACACUUGCACAAUUCUAGCACCCCAAAGUUUGGACAGAGCACUUUUUUUGGUGUUUGUUUUGUGCUUGCAAGUGUGUGACAAGUUUAGUUUUGUAAUCAGGUUUUCAGUGCAGUUUCAUUCAGGACUUUUGGCAUAACUGAUUGUUAUUGGGCCUUAAUAGCAGGUAAGACUGUGGUAGAAUAGAGGAGAUUUUUCUUCAGUGGGGGAAAAGAGUGCAGUAAGGUGUUGUGGGACAGGGAGUAAGAUGAGUCUGGUAACCCCAGAAUGCACACCAAAAUGCCAUUCGCCACGUCAUGCGGAGGUGAUUGUGGCUGCUCUGACGGGUGGCUCAGAAGGACAGCUAAAGACCUUCAUGUCAGCUUACUGCCAUAAUGCUGCCACUCUGAAGGAUGAGUUUGGCCGCACAGCACUCCACCUCGCUGCUUCACUGGGAAAACGAGCCUUGCUCGAGUGGCUUCUGGACAGCAAGAGUGCUGACCUGUUGUUGAAGGACAAGGAGUCGGGCUGGACGGCUCUGCACCGCAGUGCUUUCUAUGGGCAAAUUCACUGUCUCAUGGCCCUCGUCAAGCGUGGCGGUUCACUCUCUAUUCCGGAUAAGGAGGGACUCUCUGUUCUGGACCUAACUAUGAAGGACCGCCCAGCUCACGUUGUGUUUCAGAGCAGUGAUCCCACUGAAGUGUACACCUGGGGUAACAAUACCAACUUCAGCCUUGGACAUGGAAACCAGGAGAGUAGACACAAUCCUGAGAUUGUGGAUCUGUUUGCCAGAACUGGGGUUUAUAUUAAGCAGGUGGUUGUGUGCAAGUUCCACUCUGUCUUUCUUUCUCAGAAGGGUAAAGUUUACACUUGUGGUCAUGGACAGGGAGGACGUCUUGGACAUGGAGAUGAACAGACAUAUUUGGUUCCCCGUAUAGUGGAGGGGCUGGUCUCCCAUCACUGCUCACAGGUCGCUGCAGCCAGAGAUCACACAGUGGUUCUGACUGAGGAGGGUUAUGUUUACACUUUUGGUCUCAACACAUACCACCAGCUGGGCGUGACGCCUCCUGCUUCCAGCCAAGUGCCCAAACAGGUGACGUCUAAGUGUUUGAAAGGGAAGAAUGUGGUUGGUGUUGCUGCUGGAAGGUUCCACACUGUUCUGUGGACGAGAGAUGCAGUCUACACUGUGGGACUGAACGGAGGACAGCUGGGCUAUCUGCUGGACCCAAAUGGAGAGAAGUGUGUGACUGUCCCCCGGCAAGUGUCUGCUCUACACCACAAGGAUGUCACCAUCGCCAUGGCUGCAGCCAGUAAUGGGGCUACUGUGUGUUUGACAGAGAAAGGGGAUAUCUAUUUGCUCGCUGACUACCAGUGCAAGAAGUUGGCCUCCAAGCAGCUGAACAUCAAGAAGGUUCUUGUAACUGGAGGCACUUUGGACCAUCGGGUAGAUCCGCACCUCCUAAACGAGAGUGGGGGAGAGAAGAUCUCCAUCUUGGCCCUGGAUGAGAUUGGCAGGGUGUUCUGCUGGCGCUCUGUGGGCACUUCGUUGAGACAGUGUAGGUGGGCCUAUGGGCGACAGGUCUUCAUGUCCGACAUCGCCAUUGGCAAGAGCAAAAUGAUGUUCAUCACGCAGGAUGGAGAGGGCUUUAGUGGCCAGUGGCUUGGUGAAUACAAAAAGGGUAUGGAUAAAAAAGAGGUGUGCAGUCAUUCCGAGAGUGGAAGUGUGUACGAGCGCAUUCGACUGGAAAGGCUACCCUACAUCCAUCGAGCUGUCAGCAUUACCAUGGACUCUAAGGGCCGUAACUUUGGGGUGCUCCAGUCUGAUCCCAAAACCAGCAUGUAUGAAGUGCCCACUGUUUCAGCCUCCUUGUUCACCCAGCACUUCCAGCAGCUCCUGGCUGAAGCCGAUGAGACAGACAGCAUUCAUGAUGUGACCCUUCAGGCCGGUGAUCGUGUCUUUCCAGCUCACAAGUACAUCCUGUCUAUGCGUUCUGAAUUUUUCCGCAAGCAGCUCCUGCCAGAGGCCGGCCAGGGAGACGAGGUGGAUGGGGAGGUGAGGAGAAGUGUGGACGCUGUGGGCUGUGACCUUCUGGUGCUGGAAAAGAUCUCGCCUGAUAUACUAGAGCAGGUACUGCACUUCAUCUAUACAGACUCGUGUGAGAUGCUGGUACACGGAGCAAGGCCAACAAUCUCACGCCUCAGCCAUGGCCCCGAGCAGGAGCAGCAGCAGCUAAUCUGCAGUCUGGAGGAGCUGAACGUCAGUGGACGCUCUGCUCUGGAGAUCUACCGAUCCCUGCCUGCCUCAGUUCCCUGCCAGGGAGAAAAGCCAAAGAGCAAAAGUGCCAAAUCUGGGAAGAAGGACAAGAGCGGCAAUGCUAAUGACCCUAGCCACAAUCCUGUAAAGAUGCUGCAAGGAGUGGCCAAGAAACUGGGCUUGGGUAGUCUAUCUGCAAGGCUUGAUGGAGUAAAGUAUGAAAAUGGGCAAAUCAGUGUGGUGCAAAAAAAGACUGGCAAUAGACCAAGAUUCUACUUAAAGAAAUGCCCCUACCUCUGUGAUGUCACCUUGAGGUCUGAGGAUGGGAAGGAGUUCCCUUGUCACAAAUGCAUUCUGUGUGCCCGACUAGAGUAUUUUAACAGUAUGUUGGGAAAUCCCUGGAUUGAGUCUACUAGCUGUACUGCACUGGAGAUGCCGACUAGUGCCAAGGUCUUGCAGGUCAUUCUGGAGUACAUCUAUACAGAUGAGUCUCCCACUAUCAGAGAGUCUCUGAGUGUGGAGUUUGCGUGCAGUGUCCUGGUGGUGGCUGAUCAGCUGCUCAUCACUCGGUUGAAGGAGAUAUGUGAAGUGGCAAUCACUGAAAACUUGACUCUGAAGAAUGCUGCAGAGCUGCUGGAGUUUGCCGUGAUGUACAGUGCUGAGCAGCUUAAACUCUCCUGUCUGCAGUUUAUUGGUCUCAACAUGGCUGCCUUGCUGGAGUCCAAGGCCCUGGAGAUCUUGAGUGAUGACGUGUUACUGGAGCUGUCUGAAGCAUAUAGGAAAAUGGUUCCAGCAAUGCAGAGACGACAUAUCACUCCCUAUCUCAGUGCCCCUGAUCUGAGUGCCUAUGAAGACAUGAGCCUGGAUUCAAGCACCAGCUUUGAACAGGAGCAGUCCUGCAAUGAUAGUCUGUUGAAGAAACCCAAGGUAAAGGCUAAGAAGAAACCACGUCGCCGCUUGGAUAGCUCAGGGGGGUACAACCUCUCUGAUAUCAUCCAGAGUUCACCCACUGAUGUCAUUCAUAGCCCACCCUCUGUAGGUUUAGUAGACUCCCGGAAAGCUUGUUCAGUGGAAUCUCUGCAUGAGCUGAUCACAUCUGAUUCUGAGGGCAGUUAUGUUGGAGUGGGCAGCCCUCGAGACCUUCAGUCACCAGUCUUUCAGGACAGACCUUAUGUACAAGAGGAAAAGUCGGGCCAUGUUGGCUGGAAGACUCCUCCCAGCACGCCAACCUGGAGGAAGGGAUCUUUGCCUAUUAAAUGCUCCACACCUGAACCCAUCCCCACAGUUAAGGCAAGUCCGUCUCGCCCGGCACCUGUUCUGGAUCUCAGGGCCAUUAUGGAGAUGGAGGCCAACUCUCUGAACCUUGGAGCCACUCCGAAAAGCCCUGGCUCGUCUGGAAACAGCAGUAAACCUUCAGUUAUCCCCACUAAACUGUCUCAGAAGCAGAGGAAGAUGAUAGCCAUGGCUACCAGAGAGGCCAGUGUUGAUGGAGCAUCUGCCAAAUCUCCCCCUGGAGUCACUUCAGUUAAGCCUGCAAAGGGCUGGGCAACAGCGGUGCAGACUUCUCCUUCAUCACUGUCUUUUCGCGAUUUGUUAAUGGAGGAGGAGCAGCGUGAUAAAUCAUCAGCAACUGCUGCCAUGGCUGCCGGGAGUCCAGCGAGUACUGUUGGCACGGCCACUUGUGCCAAAAGAGUGACCUUUAAGUGUGCCCAGCCUGGCAAUGCUGGCAAACCUGCAGGGCCAUGGGUGCUUGGACAGGUAAGCAGCCCACCGGCUGCUAUUGCAGUCACUUUUGCAUCCAUCGUUGAAGAGGAGAAGCAGCAGGAAGCUGCACUCAUCCGCAGUCGAGAGAAGCCACUGGCAUUGAUACAGAUUGAGGAGCGAGCAAUUCAGGACUUGCUGGUUCACUACAGAGCUUUCAACAACCCUGAUGAGCUCAUCACAGUGGAGAGAUCCCCCCAAGGCCCUAUCGCUGCUCCUACCUGGAACAAACAUUCAAAUUAGCACACCUACAACUAUCUCUUAAUUGUCGGCUAUAUACCUUUGUGUGUUCCAGUCAAUGUUAAAGUAUACCUCGGCUGUGUAACUGGAUCCAUAGGGUAUUUUUUUUUUUUAUUAUUAUUUCCUCCUUCUUUUGCUUUCAUGUUAGGGAUUUUUCAAGGCUUCAUAUUUUUGCUGUUAUUUAGUGAAUCUUAAAAGGGGUUUACAGUGAAGAAGGACUGAAAAUCAUAAUAGUCACGGCCAUGGAAAUUUGGAUUGUGAAGUUCGAGAAAGAAAAAUUACACCCCCAUAUAGUCCCCUCCGUAUGUCGCAGUUUACUAUUUGGUUAGUAGAAAUGAGGUGUUUUUUUUGUUGUUGUUUUCUUGCUUAUGACUUACAGCAGUUAGCAGAAAUGGACACUGCACUUGAAAUCCAAGGUUGUUACAGACAGAGUAAAUGUUAACUGAAGCCUUUCUAGAGUCUUUGUCUUUGGGGUUUUUUUGCAGUGAUCAUUAUGGGGAAGUUUAUUCUUGAAGUGGCAUGCAAGAAAUAAAGAAUUCAUGCACCAAUA
Molecule: messenger RNA, 5441 nt
Organism: Pangasianodon hypophthalmus (striped catfish)
Lineage: Eukaryota; Metazoa; Chordata; Actinopteri; Siluriformes; Pangasiidae
Gene: ibtk
Product: inhibitor of Bruton agammaglobulinemia tyrosine kinase
Exons: 28
Coding region: 905-4894 (1329 amino acids)
Biological process (GO): negative regulation of protein phosphorylation
Cellular component (GO): nucleoplasm; cytoplasm
Molecular function (GO): protein tyrosine kinase inhibitor activity; protein kinase binding
Source: RefSeq, a predicted model, not a curated record